Molecule: messenger RNA, 426 nt
Organism: Penicillium alfredii
Lineage: Eukaryota; Fungi; Ascomycota; Eurotiomycetes; Eurotiales; Aspergillaceae
Product: DUF3602 domain-containing protein
Exons: 3
Coding region: 1-426 (141 amino acids)
Source: RefSeq, a predicted model, not a curated record
AUGAGCGGUCGAAACGUGUCGCAUGGCCGUGGAGGCGCCGGUGAGGAUACUCUUGAAACAUCACUCGGCAACAGUCUGCGCCUACGCGCAAGGACCUCGUCACCCCCCACCAUCAAGCAGGACGUCUACACCACCGGCCGCGGCGGCUCAGGAAACAUGGUCCACAACGACCCCGAGCGACCGGAGAUUGCGCGCGAGAGCCAGGACGUCGAGUCGCCGCCGUUGCGCGCGCAGCAGAUCCCUCACCACACGGGCCGAGGUGGUGCCGCCAAUGCCUACAUCCCUACCCCCGAAGAAGAGGAGCAAGGAGAGAAGAUCCGGCAGCAGGAGGCUGAGCUGAUGCGCGUGCGCACGCAGUCCAAAGAUCGCGUCAAGGAGAUCGAGCAUGAGCGACAGGAGCUGCACAACCAGUCGACCUCGACAUAA